Molecule: messenger RNA, 3090 nt
Organism: Postia placenta MAD-698-R-SB12
Lineage: Eukaryota; Fungi; Basidiomycota; Agaricomycetes; Polyporales; Adustoporiaceae
Exons: 19
Coding region: 1-3090 (1029 amino acids)
Biological process (GO): proteolysis
Molecular function (GO): serine-type endopeptidase activity; tripeptidyl-peptidase activity
Source: RefSeq, a predicted model, not a curated record
AUGCUACUUUCCACUGUUUUGUUCACGAUCCUUGCUCUCGCGCUCUGCGCUACAGGUGCUCCCUCUGCCAUCUCAGGCUCUCCUCACAUCGUUCAUGACUCCCGCCGAAAUAUACCCCGCGGCCCCGUGCGGCGUGCCGAACCUUCCUUUAUUCUGCCUCUCCGUUUUAGUCUCGUGCAGCCCAACCUGGGAUACCUAGAAGACUUCGUCAUGGAUGUGUUGCACCCCGAAUCGCCUAAUUAUAGCAAGCAUUGGUUGGCCGCGAAGAUCUCUCAGACAUUCCGUCCCGCAAAAGAGUCUAUUGAGACUGUGCAUUUAUGGCUUGUCGAGAGCGGCAUCGAUCGGGCCUCCGUGAGGUUCAGCCAGGGCGGUGGGUGGCUUGAGGCAAACGUUACGUUGAAGCAGGCGGAGCGCCUGCUGCAAACAGAGUACCAUGUCUACCAAUCCGGCGAAGAGGGCGGUGGCCAGCAUAUCGCAUGCUACGAGAAGUACCACCUGCCCGAGCACGUCGCAAAGCAUGUCGAUAUUGUGACGCCCACACUGCAUUUCGAUACGAAGCCGAAGACGAGCGUGCCCCAGAAGGUCGACAUUGAUAAGCGGGAUAGGCCAGUCAAUAUGCGCUCAUUAGGUCAGCCUGAAUUGGGCGUCAGCAUCCCCAAGACAGCGGCAACGGUCGAGACUAUUUACAAGGGGAUAGAGAAAUGCGAUGAACAGAUUGUACCCGAUUGUCUUCGUGCUCUUUAUAACUUUACAUUCACUCCCGUGGCAACUGGGAAUAAUUCCAUUGCAAUCAUCGAGUACAACUCUCAAACAUACUUUCCCAGUGAUCUUGAUCUCUUCUUCGCCAACUUCUCGCCUAGCCGAGUCGGUCAGCGCCCCGUGCUGGAUAGCAUCGAUGGCGGCUAUCUCCAAACCAAAGAUCAAGAUGAAUCCGUUAACGGAGAGUCCGACUUGGGCCUGCAAUACGCGAUGUCGCUUGUGGGCCAAGAACAACCCGUUACCUUGUAUCAGUUUCUUCGCAACCUACUCGAUGCACUCGACGGCUCGUACUGCACCUUUGAGGGCGGAGAUGACCCGCAAUUUGGUGCGACGUAUCCUGACCCGAACGGUGUCGGCUACGAAGGUCCCGAGGAUUGCGGGACUGUCACCCCUGUAUAUGUGAUGUCGACGUCGUACUAUUACAACGAGGCUCAGUUUACACCAGCAUAUAAGCAGCGACAGUGUGCAGAGUAUGCGAAGUACAUGCCCCUACGUGACAAGUGUUGGAGCGACAUUAUAAGCUCAUAUGUCUCAACCGAUGCGUCGCUCGUCAAGGUGUACGAGCCAGAAAGCGCAUGCGAGCAGGUCAUCUACUCCGGUGGUGGCUUUUCGAACGUUCUCGAUAUGCCAUCCUACCAGAAGGCCGCGGUCGAGCACUACCUGUCCAACUACCCCCCUCCGUACUUUUCCACGAUAUACAACACAUCUGGAACACCCCGGGCAUACCCUGAUAUUUCCGCUAAUGGCUCCGCCUUCAUGGAGACGUUCAAUGACAUCACAUACGGGAGUAACCCUGGAUGCAACACGAGCGGAUUCUCUGCAGAGCCUGGGUGGGAUCCUGUCACCGGGUGGGCACGCCGAACUUUCCCAAGCUCCUCAAUCUUUGGCUGGCAUUGCCUUAGAGUUUCCUCCAAGCAGCGUUGCCGCAGCGAGCAAGCUUGGACCAAUAGGAAGCUAUGCUGUAUGGACGACGUCUUGGGCCAUCGGGAGUCUGGCCGAGAAUACUCGUUAGAGUCAAGUCCAUUUUUUGAUGAUAACGGUAUUGCGCGUGGGCUCGCAAAGAUAGCCUCACUUGAGUCGUACGUCCGUCGCAUCGACACGCUCGACAUCUGCAUGAAGAUCCUCGCCCUGACCAAGAAAACUGCCCCCAGUGAAACUACGCUUGUAGAACGCAUUUCUGCGGAUUUCGCCAGUGGUCAACCUGGCCCUAUCACAACGGUGAUCUUCGCAGGCUCCCAACUCCCUCGGAUGUCAACUUCACUCAAAAAGAAGAAGGGCCGUCAAGUUGUCGGAUACCAGCAUUUUAAGACUUUAGUAGACCUCCAGCUCUCCAAGGCUGGGGAAGAUGCAUAUGCAGUCGAUAGCGGGAGCAGUGUCACGUCUUCGUCUUCAAUUACCGUCGCACCCCAGACCCCAGCGAUUCUCGCAAGGACACGGCAGCAAACGAUCCAUGCGGCGCUGAAUUUGUCUCUGAGGGGCGGCAUAUUCAUCGACACCCGGUUCUAUCUCUUCUCCCGACGCAGUUCCUCUGGUACAGCCUCUACGCCACUCUCUGUGUACGCUAGCAGCAUGGCGCUCAUGAAUGCAUCUCCGGAGUUCCAGACAUUGCUGUCCGGAGGCUUCGCAGAGAGUUUAGUCUCCGACAACGAUGCAAUUAACGCAGACUACGCUUCGCAGCGAACCUCCCUCGCAGAGUACGGAUACGAAUCCGACAGCGACCUAGAAGACGAUGACGACGACGACGAUGGUGAUGGCGACGUCCACGAGAGUGAGAGCGGGCAGCGAUUAGACGGGCAACACGAGGGCAAUGACAGCAACGCCGAAUGUGCGGAAGCUGUGGGUCUGGAAGGCACUUCGGCAUCCACCGCUGCUUACCUACCCGGACGGCCUAUUGGAACCCAUAUGCAGCGCCCAGGGAGAACCGUGUUUGUCAAGGACGUGGCAUACAAAACGUGGUUAGCACUCAUCUCCUACUUCUAUACCGGAAACGUUGCUUUUUCCCGUCUUCGGUCGACCGCCGCGGAAAUGGAGAAAGUGAACAUCGUGCUGCCUAUGCCCCAUGACCCUCCGCUUUGCCAAGUCAAUGUACCGACUUGCCGACAAGGAUCACGUUUCAAUACUUGCAACAGAAGGGCGCCUGCCGCACAGCGGCGGUGUCGUGAUGGCAUUCAUUUUGAGUUUGGUUCCACGUCAAGGCCCUUCCCCCUUUUGGUCCUGACGAUCUCACCGGUUCUCGAGGGGCGCGUGAACAGUGGAUUUAUGGAGGACCACGAUGGUUCAAACAGCUCACGAGAUCCACCAUUCAGAGGCCAAAACACGGGGUGCAUCUAA